Molecule: messenger RNA, 1410 nt
Organism: Penicillium maclennaniae
Lineage: Eukaryota; Fungi; Ascomycota; Eurotiomycetes; Eurotiales; Aspergillaceae
Product: BAR and SH3 domain-containing protein
Exons: 5
Coding region: 1-1410 (469 amino acids)
Biological process (GO): endocytosis; plasma membrane tubulation; actin cortical patch localization
Cellular component (GO): actin cortical patch; Rvs161p-Rvs167p complex; medial cortex
Molecular function (GO): lipid binding; protein binding
Source: RefSeq, a predicted model, not a curated record
AUGCAGAGCAUGCAGCGAAAGUUCGGACGCAUGACCACCAAACGGUCUGCCGAUGACAGCCAGGUCGCCGUCCUUUUGAAAGACUUCGAGGAUGCUGAUAAUCUAUUGACCAAGAUUGUUGAUUCCACCAAGGCCUGGCGCGAUGCCUGGGUAUCAAUUGCGACCUUCCAGAGCCGCAUGCUCGAUGAGUUCGACGGUCUCUAUGCCCCCAUUGUCGGCUCCAGCGAAACCGAGACCUCAUAUCGCCCGGUAGAUACCAGCCCCGCGAUUCUAGCCCGGACCAACAGACUACGAAGAGAAUACGAUGAACUGCGCGGGGACUUACAACAGGAGCUUGAAGCCGUCGAGGUGCGCAUGACACAACCCGCCGAAGACGCGAAGACCUACAUUCUCCCAAUGAAGAAGACAAUCAAGAAGCGCAAUGACAAAAAGUCCGAUUUCGAGCGCUACCAAGGCAAAGUUGAUGGCCUCAUGGCAAAGGGAAAGCGAAGCGAACGUGAUAAUGCGAACCUGGCUAAGGCGAAUUCUGAUUACGCCAUCGCUAAAGAGGCAUAUGUUGCUGCGGACGAUGACUUGCGCCAACGUCUUCCAACGCUCAUUUCCCUCCUCUUCUCCCUGGCCCCUUACAUCCUGAGAGCACAGGUCGAGAUUCAAAACCGCAUGCUUGCGCACUACUACACUGUGCUGCACACCUUCUGCGAAGAAGAAGGACUGCCAUCCCCACCACCACCAAUGGAACAAGUCAUUCAAGAAUACGAACUCGCCAACAACCCAGCAAAGGCUCAGAUCGAGAGCCUAGCUUGCCUCGCCCAGGGCAAAGCAAUCCGACAAUCGGAUCCCAACAAUCCCGAGAACAAACGGCCCUCGAUCGGCAACUCGCGGCCUUCACUGAAUUCUCGACCCUCACUGGCAUCUAUCAAAAGCCACGCAAGUAGCACUUCGGGAUUCUCCAUAUCCGCAGCUCGCAAGCCCUCUGUCGCGCCCCCCAUGCCAGGGAACAAGCCCUGCGGUACGGAGUAUCGCUCUGUAUCUCCAUCAUCAUCCUAUAUGACAGCACGUGGCUCCGUCUCCCUCGCCAGCUCCUCGGGCACAUCCCCUCUUCCCAGCGGGGGUGACUACUUCGAGCCCCCAAUGCCAGCACCAUCCCCCAUGCUCACCAACUCGCGCAACCCAAGCGCUCAGGAUAUGACCGCCGCAAUCGCAGCAAAGAAGAAGCGUCCACCGCCCCGCCCCGCGGGGCCUCUUUUCGUCACUGCUCUGUACGACUUUAAUGGACAUCAGAAUGGAGAUCUAGUUUUCCGCGAAGGAGACCGGAUCAAGAUUGUGACAAAGACGCAGAGCACGGAUGAUUGGUGGGAGGGUGAGUUGCGUGGUGUGAAGGGACAGUUCCCUGCGAACUAUGUAGAGUAA